Strongylocentrotus purpuratus (purple sea urchin) is the source of this 3175-nucleotide messenger RNA. RefSeq names its product cationic amino acid transporter 3. Gene Ontology annotation, biological process: transmembrane transport; amino acid transport. The record is from RefSeq and is a predicted model, not a curated record. NCBI's taxonomy places the organism in Eukaryota, Metazoa, Echinodermata, Echinoidea, Camarodonta, Strongylocentrotidae. Gene Ontology annotation, cellular component: plasma membrane. The transcript is spliced from 6 exons. Gene Ontology annotation, molecular function: amino acid transmembrane transporter activity. The coding region runs from base 789 to 2861 and encodes 690 amino acids.
CUUGUUCGCAUUCUAUAUGAAGUCAGAUUGAACCCAUUUUUGUUCUCGCACUGCCGCGCCUCAUUAUGCACAGGCCUAGGGUACCGUAUUGCGCUGUAUCCAUCCCUAUACGCAGGCGUGCACAGCGGAGCAGAUAUACCAUAUUGUGCAGUCGUUUGUCUGUUUUUCCUUCAUACUUUGCGAGAUUUUUCUGAAAAACGUCCUCCUUAUGCCUCGCAUUUGAUGUCAUUUUGCUCCUUGCACAGAGUUUUCAAGCGUUGCUAAUUGAUGAGAGUCAACAUGUCUUAGCACAUUCUGCUAUUGCACUGAGAACGCAUGCACGGAGACAACAGCUGUUACGCAGGAAAUCCUUCGAUUCGGCAAUUGUACGCUCUUAUUAUAUCUAUCUUGUCAAUAAAAACAAACCUUGAUCUCCAUUUGAUCAUGUGGUACUGUGAUUCGAUCAUAAAUCUGAACUUCAGGGUUCAUAUAACCUAACCCUGAUGUGAAUCGUGGUGACGAAUAACGACAUCGAUAAUUUUCGUCUAUGCUGUUGUCUCCCUUUAAUGUUGUAGCGUUUCUGGUGUCAAUACUCAUCCGCUCUCGAUCGUCUACAAAGGAGUCGGAUUAACAUUGUACUCCGAGUACAACUUGACGUAUAACUCCAUCAGUAGAAUUGGAUAGGACUACCGAUCAAUCUUGAUCUCCUAGUCCCUUCACAAGACUACACACACUUCAAGAAACACUGGAUUCCAGGUUGAUAGAUCUUCCACGACUUCAUCCAGAGGCACUUGUCAAUAACAUCCAAGAUGGCGACACCCAAAGCCGCCAAGGUGAAGGAGUUCUUCAGCAGUUGCUUCCAACGUCUCAGUCGGACCAAGAAGUUGGACUCGGAGGAUAUCGAGCAGAGUGAACUGAAGAGAUGUCUGAGUAUGUGGGAUCUAACAGCCAUUGGGGUCGGGAGUACCCUUGGAGCAGGUAUCUACGUCCUGGCAGGGCAAGUAGCCCGUGAGGUGGCCGGACCAGCCAUCGUUCUCUCCUUCUUGGUUGCCGCAGUAGUGUCUUUGCUAUCCGGGUUGUGCUAUGCCGAGUUCGGCGCCCGUGUGCCCAAGACUGGCUCCGCCUACACAUAUUCUUACGUCACAAUCGGGGAGUUUUUCGCCUUUACGAUUGGCUGGAGUAUGAUCAUGGAUAACAUCAUAGCCGGUGCUAGCGUAGGCAAGGCUUGGAGUGAAUACCUGGAUGCCAUGCUGAAUGCGACCAUUAGUACGCACAUCAAGGCGCAUGUUGGAACGUUUAAUUCAGCAUGGUUCGGUGACUAUCCUGAUUUCUUGGCCUUCUGUCUCCUGAUCGCCGUCACCAUCAUCAUCGCCUUCGGUGCCAAGAUGUCAUCAUCGGUCAUGCUGGGUUUCACUGGCAUCAACCUUAUCGUCAUCGUCUUCAUUGUCGGUGCCGGAGCCUUCUUCGUCGAGGGAGAGAACUGGACUGGAGGCAAAGGCUUCUUUCCGUUUGGAUUUUCUGGGGUGUUAGCGGGUUCAGCUACAUGUUUCUACGCAUUUGUCGGUUUUGACGUCAUAGCGACAUCGGGUGAGGAGGCGCGCAACCCCAGCAAGGCCAUACCAUUCGCUAUCAUGUUGACCCUAAUCAUCUGUCUGGUCGCCUACGUGAGCGUGUCCGCCAUCAUGACCUUGAUGGUUCGAUACGAUGACCUCGCCCCUUUCGCUCCACUAGCAGAAGUCUUCGACCAGCGCGGAUUCACAGUCGCCAAGUACAUCGUGUCGGUAGGGUCCCUGAUUUCUCUCUCUACGUCCAUGAUGGGAUCAAUCUUCCCGCUUCCGCGAAUCAUCUACGCCAUGGCCAAAGACGGCGUCAUCUUCAAGUUCCUUGCGAAAGUCAAUCCCCACUCCAAUGUUCCAAUCUAUGCUGCUAUUUCGGCUGGUUUGUUGACUGCCAUCAUGGCGUUGAUCUUCAAUCUAGAGCAGCUAGUGGAAAUGAUGUCCAUUGGGACGCUGAUGUCGUACACCCUGGUUGGUAUCUGUGUCCUUCUCUUGAGAUACAAACCUGGUAUCAUCGGCCUUGAUAGGGAAGAAGCCAAACGACUUGGAGAAAAGCAUAAGAAGAAGAAGCCGGCUGAAGAGACCGCUCUUGUGGGCCUGGCCGGAUCAGAAGGGAAACACAAGACAUACACUAACUUAUCCCCAAAUAGCGAGGAAUUCGACAUUAUUCACGACGCAGAGGGCGCCACAGAGCCCGACCCGAAAGCAGCAGCCAUGUCUGGAGAAAAUUCCGGGCAAAUUGAGCAGAGUAUGACGAAGCAGUUGAUAGAUGAGCAAUCAAAAGGAAUUAGUUCUUCAUCCAGUGGCGAGAACAAGCUUCCAAAAGAGCCAACUAAAGCGACCUACAAAAGUGUAGUCAUAUGUAUCUCCAUAAUCUGUGUCGACUUUUUCCUCCUGAGCGCUGUUUUAGUUCUAGGUGAACAGGGUGUCCUAGAAGGCACCUGGUGGGCGAUCACGCUCUUAGUUCUACUCAUUGGUGUCGUCAUGGUGCUACUGGUGGUCAUAGAGAGGCAACCUCAGAAUCGGAUGGAGCUCUAUUUCCGUACACCUUUUGUCCCCUACCUACCAAUUCUUUCGGCCUUCUUCAAUAUAUUCCUGAUGUUUAAGCUUACUCAGGCCACGUGGAUACGAUUUGUAGUCUGGCUUGCUAUAGGCCUGAUGAUCUACAUUGGUUACGGGAUGCGUCACAGUGUGGAGGAGACUGGUCAGGAGAGGCCACAUCAAGGUCUGGAUGAAUCGGAAGCUGAUGAGAUCUCACUUUAUGAUGCCUCCAAGGAACCAAACCGACAGAGGACAGAACAAGAUAGUCAACCGCCGCAGCCUUAGGCCAUUGAGAUGUAUUUAUUAAAGGCUCGACGGUCGAGUAGUGUCGCCGCCGUCGCCUUAGUUAGAAAAGAAAGUAGUCUCUCUCUCUCUCUCUCUCUCUCUCUCGAUGUAUUUUGACACUUUUCCCUCUAACCUUUUUAUCCGCCCGUACCCAGGUCUCUCUCUCCCUUUCUCUCUCUCCCUUUCUCUCUCUCUCUUUCUCUCUCUCUCUCUCUCUCUCUACUGUUUCUAUCUCUCUCACUCGCUUCCUUUCUAUAUGUUUCUGUGCCUGACCCUCCCCCUUUCUGUCUCUGUCGUCUCUUUGCCUCUGUCUC